CAGGCGGAGCUCAGCACCUUAUGUCCUGCUUAUAAGCCCUCCAGCUGUUCUUCAUCUGCUAAUUUCCAGCAGGACCAAUCGCUUCGUCUGCACCCUGUGAGUAAGAGAGGAAAAUCCUCGGGGCAACAUGGAUGAUGACUUUGACCGCCGCAUGGAGCUGAGGAGGCAGAGGAGAGAGCAGAUGCGUCAGGAUGCAGAGAGGGGCGUUUCCACAAACGAUGACGAUGAGGAGGAGGCUCGAGAGCAAAGGCGACGUGCCAGGGAAGAAAGGAAGAAAAUGAGAGACUCGGACGAGUCUGAAACGACGGACACGGCCAACAGUAACAGCGCGAUGGAGACCGAAUCGUCUACGACUGUUCCUGGAGGAGCGGAGGAUGACCAGGUUCUGCUGGAGCGCCUGGCCAAGAGGGAGGAGCGCAGGCAGAAGAGGAUGAUGGAGGCGAUGGAGAGGCAGAAGGAGCUCGACCCCUCCAUCAUCUCCACCAACGGCACGGACGGCAGCCUGCAGGAGCAGUCCCCCGUUAGCAACGGCAGUAAACAUACAGAGGAGGAAGAGGAGAAAACAGAGGAGAGGUCUGCUCAGGAGGAAGUCACAAAUACUGAAACAAACUCAUGGGGGAAGGAGGAGGGAGAAGAAAAGAAAGAGGAACAGGAGACUGAGGAGAAAACGGCAACGACCGAAGUUGAGCAAGAGGACCCUGAUUCAACGACGAACCACAGAAAGGAGGAAGCUGGUCCAGACCAAAACAAGGAGGAGGAAGAAAGGAUGAUGAGAGAAGAGGAAGAAAGACAGCACGAAGAAGAAAGAAAGCUGAGGAUGGAGGAGGAAGAGAGGCAGAAAAAGGAACUCGAGGAAAAAGCAAAGAUGGAAGAGGAAGAAAGAAAACUAAAGGAAGAAGAGAGGAAAAGGGAAGAGGAGGAACAGCAACAGAGAGAGAUGGAAGAGAGGCUCAAGAAAGAGGAGGAAGAAAAAGUGAAAAAUGAAGAGGAGGGAAAAGAGAGAAGGGAGAUUGAGGAAAGACAGAAGAAAGAGGAGGAGGAGAAACAAAAGCGGGAAGAGGAGGAAAAGCACAGAAAAGAGAUGGAGGAGAAGGCAAGGAAAGAAGAAGAAGAAGAAGAAAAACAGAGGCAGGAAGUUGAGGAUAAAAAGAGAAAGGAGGAAGCCGAGAAGCAAAGGAAGAUAGAGCAGGAGGAGAAGAAGAAGACAAAAAAGAAAGAGCAGGACGAGAAGCGGAAAAAGGAGGUGGAAGAGAAGAAGAAAAAGGAGGAGGAGGAUAAACGUAAAAAGAGAGAGGCUGAAGAGAAGAAGAAGAAGGAGGAGGAGGAGAAACCUAAGAAACUUGGCUUUAAGGAGAAGAAUGAACCUACCAAACAGAAUGGAGCCAUCUUUGAGAAUAAACUGAAGAAAACAGAAAAAACAACAAGGGACGGCGUUCCUUCCAGCAAGGCGGAGGACGCCGAGCGACGGGAGGCCGAGCGCAAGCUGCUGGAGCUGAAACAGCGGCGGAACAACGCCGAGAGCCAGGAGAUCGAGAAGAUGAAGCAGAAGCAGCAGGAUGCGGAGGCUGAGCUGGAGGAGCUCAAGAGGAAGAGGGAGGAGAGGAGGAAAAUCCUAGAGGAAGAGGAGCAGCAGAGGAAGAAGGACCAGGAGGAAAAGAAAGCCAAAGAGCAGGAGGAGAGAAAGAGGAUGAAGGAGGAGAUAGAGAGAAGAAGAGCAGAGGCUGCAGAGAAGAAGAAACAAAUGGGGGAGGAAGCAGCAAAACCUGAUUUCACCAUCAGUCCAAAAGGCUCCUCUAAGAUUGGGGAAAAGGCAGAGUUUCUGACCAAGUCUGCUCAGAAAAGCCCAGCGAGGGUGUCACAUACUCCGCUUGUGCCAAAGAUUGGGAACAGAUUGGAACAGUUUACGUCCGCUAUGCAGGGAAACAAAGAAGUAAAAUCCCCCAAGUCUCCUUUGGCCGACAUCCCCACGGGAGGCACGCGCAACAUCAAGAGCAUGUGGGAGAAAGGUGCCGUGAGCAGCCCCCCCCCUGAAAGUCCGGCUCCAGCAAACAAGGAUGUGGCUGGUAUCAAAGGAAGUGUGGCCGGACGCGGCAACAGCUGGAAGGGAAAGCCUGCAGAAGCAGAGAAGACCCCAGCUCCAGCUCCAGCUCCAGCAGCAGCACCAUCACCACCAGCAGCUGCAAAGCCACCAGAGGCAAAACCAGGUGAAGUUGGUAAACGCAGCAUGUGGGAAGCCAAGAGAGCCUCAGCACCAGCCAAGGUGGCAGUUGGAGGGAAAAGCAAGUUCAAUUAGAAAGACCCAAACGGCUUAAAAGGUAAAAUAAAAUAAAAACUAAAAACAACCGACGACUUCAUGGUCAAGCUGUUUCCUGACUGAAAAGGUUUCUGCUCUCCUCCGGGCUCCUUUGCCCUUCACCACACUUCUCAUUCCUACCAGAAAGGGAGCCGACGUUCCACGCUGCCAGUCAUCUGCACCAGCUAACAUCUGCUCGAGUAAUUCUGCACUGAUGCAUACUUGAUCACUUUCAACCCCAAUCAAGGAGACGUUGAUGCGAUUACGCCUAGUUUCGGCUACCUAGAUGACUACCGUGAGGACUCGUGAUCUGUUAACCAGCUGUAAUAUGACACACAAAUGUGACAAAAACAUUUAAUAACGAAAGAGUUAUGCUUUUACAAUUAUAGUGAUCUUUAAAUACCAAUAUCGGAAGUUGUUCUUUGCGAUGCAUGCCCCAAGGAACAAGUGAACUAAGCAAUUUCUUAGAGCCUCCAAACCAACAGGGGGCGCCCAACAGCACUGCAACUUUCACACAAAGUCUGGUUUACACAUCAUUCUUUUUUAUUUUAUUUUUUUUCUUUCUUUUUGUGUGGGGUAAAUAUGUUGUAAUUGUAUAACACAAACCUUGUUAUCCUCUAUAUUCAAACUUUAGAUCAGUGUAGUAUGACGAAGAAAAUAUUUUGUACUUAAAUGUUUAAAGGCAGCCAAGCUGUUUCAUGCUUCUCAUUUCUAUGCAAAAGUAAGGACUAACAACUUAAAUCAAUGUGAGUAUCAGGGAAAGCAUUUCGUCUUUGUUUUUGUUUUUUUAAGUUAAAGUACAUUCUCCUACAUCAUGUCCACCAUCUUUUCAGACAGUAGACAUUUCUAACUCUAGAUGUCAAAACAAAAGAAUACAAAAAUAUUCUGAUAUUUAAAAAAAAAAAAAACUUUAGUGACAUCACUGUGAACAAAAGCAAAUGAAUAUGAAUUGAAGGAACAUAUUUGUGUAGCAAAUAAUCUGCUACACAAUAGUAGCAUAAUAUAAUGGUUAAUAUCAUGGAUAUUAUUAUUAUGGAUAUUAACCAGGAUGGUUAAUAUCCAUAAUGGUUUGAACAUGGAAAUAUUCUGUAAAGAUAUAUGGUAAGAUGUGGUUGUUUGAAGGCCCCCAGUCAAAAUUAGCUAGAGGCCCUAUGUAUCCGUGGACCGGCUCUGCCUUAAAAUGUUUCUACUUUCAGCUUCUUGAAAAUGUACACAAAAUGGCAAUAAAUAAGUACAUUUUUAAAAGCAAUUCAAAUUAGAACCUCACAUAUUUCUGUUUCUUACUAGUAAAUUAGUUUAAUCAUUUUUUUAGUUCUUCUUUAGGGUUAAUAUAACACUUUAGAAAGUCCUGGGAUUGAAAAUAUAUUUUAUGUCAUGUCAAUUUGUUUUAGAUUAUAUUGCUAGUGAUGUUAUGAUUAGACAUGGGCCUGUAUGAACUUCUCACUGUAUGGCCUUGAGUAGAACGAUAAAAAAAAAAAAUGUAAAAAAAAUGUUAACGUCAUCCAAAGCAGAAACGUACAAAUUAUACCUACUACUGCUGUAAUGUAACAUAUUGUUUAUUACAGUUAUGUCUAUGUAACAUUUAUCAUUUUGAAUGAAUUUGAAUUAUUAGUAUUUUUAUUGCACAAACAACACCUACAUUUAGUUGUAGUUAUCCUUAUUUUCUUUUCUGUCCUUUGCAGAGUAAGAACCUUGUUAAUUAGUCAGGCUAUCUGCUCUGCCGGUCGGCUUCUUGAUAGAUAUUACUGUGUUCUUUGCACAUGGGAAUAUUUUCAGAUGUUCAAACUAGCCUUUCAUAUAAGCAAAAGUAAAGAGUAGCUGCCUCCUUCCUUCCAGCAGUGUGUAGAAAGAGGCGUGGCGUUGCUUCAUGCUUCAACUACAUGCUCCUCACAGCAGGGAAAAAAAAACCUCUGGGCACAUUGACGACGCUUCCUCUGGCACCUCAUUAAAAAGACAUUAACAGCGUGAAACAGGAUGAUGAAUGAUGAAACCGUAGGUUUUUAAAACCUCGACAUACCUUCAUAUCAGAAACAGACCCGUGCCUAAUUAUGAUUUAUGCAAUCCUUGUUGUCAUCAUCACAGAAGGUAACAUCAGCGUAACUAUUUUGACUUGAUCAUGACUCUGUUUCUGGAGACAGCACCUGUCAACCGGACAUUGAGAGAAAAGCCUGUAUAUAGUGCCAGUGUUUUACUAAGUUGUUAGUAACUAUGACUGAGAUGCUUUAUAGAUCGGUGAGUGGCCGUCAGCUUAAAGAGUUAUAGAGCUUCUAAGGAUUCGAAAUCUGUAUGCAUCACUUAGUUUGUCUACCAGAGAAUGUGUUGACCUUUAACACAUCAGUUUCUGCUGCAGAACUGAUCAGUUUUUCUAUCGAGCUUCAAAUUGCUCUCACUUUAUCAAAUGGGCCGCUGGGAUUAUUGUUUUUUUCAAGGUUUUCUUUGCUGCCAUUCUCACAUGCCACCUUAUUUUGUGCUGCAAUUCAGUCUGUGAUACGUUGGAUCAACAAGUUAAUGAUCUGCACCUGUAACCACCUUCUUCUUUGUUUUCGUUUUGCACCUUGCCUAAAUGUUGUUGC
Molecule: messenger RNA, 4866 nt
Organism: Xiphophorus maculatus (southern platyfish)
Lineage: Eukaryota; Metazoa; Chordata; Actinopteri; Cyprinodontiformes; Poeciliidae
Gene: cald1b
Product: caldesmon 1
Exons: 17
Coding region: 128-2293 (721 amino acids)
Biological process (GO): actin filament bundle assembly; angiogenesis
Cellular component (GO): actin cytoskeleton
Molecular function (GO): myosin binding; actin binding
Source: RefSeq, a predicted model, not a curated record